This is a messenger RNA of Andrographis paniculata, 1717 nucleotides long. Its product is annotated as phosphatidylinositol/phosphatidylcholine transfer protein SFH1-like. The coding region runs from base 478 to 1428 and encodes 316 amino acids. The transcript has 11 exons. NCBI's taxonomy places the organism in Eukaryota, Viridiplantae, Streptophyta, Magnoliopsida, Lamiales, Acanthaceae. The record is from RefSeq and is a predicted model, not a curated record.
GUUAAAGAUCAAAGCAAAUUCAAAAGCGAACAACCCCUAUUUCUUGGAAUGUGAUGAUACAGUGGACUAUGGGGCAGGUGUCGAAAUCUCCAUCUUCUAAUUAGUUGCAGACCUACGUCGAACACCAUUUUUUCUUCUUCAUAGCUACCAAAAGUGCACUUUCGCACGUAUUCGAUCGAUUGACACAUUUAUAUACACUAUUUUGUGGAACAAAAAAGGGGCUUGGAAGAUUAAAGGAAGACAUGAAAGGAAAAGUCUGUGGAGGGAUGCUUUUUCUUGAAUUUUGAACCCCAAUAACUUCAUCUUUUUCUUCUCCGUGUAAUAAAAGUGCAAUCUUUAACUCGUCUUUCUCUCUUUCCACUUUCACCUUUCCCAUAUGUAAAACAACCUUAAUGGCUCCAUAGCUUCAUUCAUAUACGAUCAUCAUUAAAAAAAAUAAAUUUACUGUUGUAUUUUGCUCGAGGAAGAAGAUCAGAAAUGGCUGUGGUACCACAAGAAUCAAUCCAACAGUUCGAAGCAUUGAUUGAAGAAGGAUUCUCUGCAGCCGAUGAAUCGAUUAAAAGAACAUUCCAGAAUAUCCAUCAGGGGUACCCUCAAGAAACUUUGAUGCGCUUUCUCAGGGCAAGAGAAGGAAAUGUCACGAAAGCCUACAAUAUGCUGAUUGAUUGUUUGAAGUGGAGAGUGCAAAACAACAUCGACGACAUGCUAGCAACUCCCAUUGUCCCUCUAGAACUGUACCGAGAUAUUCGUGAUUCGCAGCUCAUAGGAUUGUCGGGUUACUCGAAUGAGGGCCUCCCUGUCUUCGCCGUUGGAGUUGGUCUGAGCAGCUUGGACAGAGCAUCUGUUCAUUAUUAUGUACAAUCACACAUUCAGAUAAAUGAGUAUCGCGAUCGCGUGAUUUUGCCGGCUGCGACCAAAAAGCACGGGAAGCAUGUAAGUAAGUGUAUAAAGGUUUUAGACAUGACUGGUUUGAAACUUUCUGCCUUAAACCAGAUAAAGCUAGUCACGAUCAUCUGUUCUGUCGAUGAUCUGAAUUAUCCGGAGAAAACACUAAGUUAUUACAUUGUGAAUGCGCCGUACAUCUUUUCUGCUUGUUGGAAGGUUGUUAAGCCGCUUUUGCAGGAGAGGACAAGAAAGAAAAUCGAUGUAUUGUCUGGCUGUGGACAGGAUGAUCUCUUAAAGAUCAUGGAUUACUCGGCCCUCCCUCAUUUUUGCUGUAGGAGACAUUCCAGCUCUUCUGAUCGUCUAGAGAAUUAUUCGGACAAUUGCUUUUCCUGGGACCAUCCUUUUCACCAACAACUUUACGAUUACAUUAAGGAACAAUCGAUGGUUUGUCACACUGUCGAACCUGAAAAACAUGGCUCAGUGUGCGAGACUUUGUGCGAAGAUACCAACACAGAAGUCAUUGCCAAAAGUUGUGGAAUUUAAGAAGCCCGAUUCUAACUCUUAUAGUUGCGAAUAUAUAUAUAGUUUUAGUUGAUUUCUUACUAAAAUGGCUGAUGGUUUCAUGGUAUUGAAAUAGGAUGUGCUAGGGUACCAUGUUAGCUAGAUUAUUGUAUGUUCGAACAGCGGGCUGGUGGAUUGCGCUAGAUGUAUGCGCAACAAGUUAGGAUGUAAAUUCUAGUAAUGUUAUUGUAGUCUGGCGCGUAUGGCUCGGACAACAUGGAUUAUAUAUAUAUAUAUAAAUGACAGCAGGAUAUUCGAUCUUUCGCGCUAU